GACUGGAGAGGGACUGAGUGGAAAUAUUAUUGACACACCAUCAAGGAAAAAGUUCGUGGAGGAAUAACGCGGAGGAAUAAGAGCCGAGGUGCACGUGCCGCGUAGUUUAUAGUUUCACUUUUACGCUUUCGUUUAUUGAGUGUUUGCGGCGACUUUGACGUUUAACCCAAAGAAGUAAAGCGGCAGACACAGCAGCUGAUAUGUUCCCGUGACAGGUUCGUGAAAUGGAGAAAAGUAAGAUGUGAUUUCUUUUCCACUGAGAUGAGCAGAGAGUGACCGCAGCGCGGAAGGGAGGAGUGAAACUGACCGGAUCGUUCCCAGUGUAACAGGACCCGGCCAUUCGAGAAGAUGCUAUAGAAUAUCCACCUGCAUCAAAUCAUUCAUUCACAGCAAAUACAGUAUAUUCCCCUGACAUGACCUCCUCCCCUGCCCUGGAUGCUAACCCGUUACCCCUCCUUCAGCUUGAGGAGGUGGACUCCAGUAAAGCCACAGAGAGGGUGAGCUCCCCAGGACUUCUGCCUGCUAUGUACAGCCCUCCUGUGGGCAUGGACAGCCACACCAUCUGCAUUCCCUCUCCAUACACAGACAGUAACCAUGACUAUAACCACGGGCACGGACCUUUUACCUUCUACAGCCCCUCCAUGCUGAGCUACACCAGGUCACCCAUCACUGACAGUCCAUCAUCUCUGUGUCCUCCCCUCAGCCCCUCAGCCUUUUGGCCUUCUCACACUCACCACAAUGUACCUUCACUUACUCUGCACUGCACUCAGCCUCUAGUUUAUAAUGAACCCAGCCCACAUGCACCCUGGUUGGAUCCCAAAGUUCACAGUAUCAGCCCCAGCAGCUCCAUCAUCAGCUGUAACAAGCUGCUGGGAAAGAAAUCUGAAGGAGCGGAAGGAGUGAAAUCCUCAUCGUGCUCAUCUGCGCUAGGGAAAGCCGACAUGCACUUCUGCGCCGUGUGCCACGACUACGCCUCCGGCUAUCACUACGGUGUGUGGUCCUGCGAGGGCUGCAAGGCUUUUUUCAAGAGAAGCAUCCAAGGACACAAUGAUUACAUUUGCCCUGCCACAAAUCAGUGCACUAUUGACAAGAACCGGCGUAAAAGCUGCCAAGCCUGCCGGCUACGUAAAUGCUAUGAAGUGGGCAUGAUGAAGUGCGGGGUGAGGCGUGAACGUUGUGGCUUUCGUGGUGCUCGACACCGUCGCGGUGGACCCCAGCCUCGGGAUACGACAGGUCAGAGUUUGGUAAGGGUUGGACUGGGUUCUCGGGGUCAACGGCAUCUUCACCUGGGGACACCUGAAGACACCUCUGUCCACACUCACUCAAAUCACACGCAUCACUCAACCAUGAACCCAGAGGAGUUCAUUUCCCGAAUCAUGGAGGCAGAGCCGCCAGAGAUCUACCUCAUGGAGGACCUGAAAAAGCCGUUCACUGAGACCAGCAUGAUGAUGACCCUCACCAACCUGGCAGACAAGGAACUGGUUCUCAUGAUCAGCUGGGCCAAGAAGAUCCCUGGCUUUGUAGAGUUGAGUCUAACAGACCAAAUCCACCUGCUGAAGUGCUGCUGGUUGGAGAUCCUCAUGCUGGGCUUGAUGUGGAGGUCGGUGGAUCAUCCUGGAAAACUAAUCUUCUCUCCAGAUGUCAAACUCAGCAGGGAGGAGGGACAGUGUGUGGAGGGCAUCAUGGAGAUUUUCGACAUGCUGCUGGCAGCCACCUCUCGGUUCCGUGAGCUGAAGCUGCAGAGAGAGGAGUACGUCUGCCUGAAGGCCAUGAUCCUCCUCAACUCCAGUCUGUGCACGAGCUCCCCGCAGACUCCAGAAGAGCUGGAAAGCAGAAACAAACUGCUGCAUCUCCUGAAUUCUGUGAUCGAUGCGCUGGUCUGGGCCAUCUCCAAACUGGGCCUAUCCACCCAGCAGCAGACUCUGCGCCUUGGCCAUCUCACCAUGCUGCUCUCCCACAUCCGGCACGUCAGUAACAAAGGCAUCGACCACCUGUCCUCCAUGAAGAGGAAGAAUGCGGUGCUGGUGUACGACCUCCUCCUGGAGAUGCUGGAUGCCAACACAGCCAGCAGCAGCAGUCAAACAUCAUCAUCCUCGCCUGGCUCUGACACUUACUCUGAACAGCAACAGUUCCCCCCACCGCCAUCUGACCUGCAGCCAGGCCUGGACCAGAUGGCUACAGCUGCUGACAAUACCACUGUGCCUCCAGCGGAAGUCCCGGUCCUGGACGGACAUCUGCUCACCCUUCAGUCUACAUCUCCAUCACAGAAUUUAGCGGGGUCUCACUUGGACAGCAACGAUUACAUUUCUGCGGAGCACCUGUCACUGGAUAAUAGGGAUGCAGGUCCAGGUCCAUCGGUGGAGCCAACAACCUACGUCAUCCCUGAUAGAGUUGUCACGGAAACAGCUUGAGAGUGACAGAACUGACUGAGGCUAAACCUUAGUGGAUAUUCAUCACCCAAAGAUUGGAAAAAAAAAAAACAUAAAAAAACAAAACAGAAAGCGCUGUUGUGAGGUAAAGUUUCUCUUGUCAAGAUUUUUGUAGUCUUUAAAAAAUUUUUUGAUCGAAUGUAUAUUUUGUGUGCGUAAAUAUUUCUUGUGAAUGUGCACUACCAUCGCUGUUCAUAAGGACAUCACUGGCUGGCUGCCCGGCAGCCUGUGUGCGUUUUUUUUGAUAAACAGUAUUUGUAUCUCUUUUUAUCACCUUGAUGUAACAUCCAGAACAAGCCAUCUACAAACCGUCUCCACUUACUCAUAAGGGUGCACUUGGCCAACAAGUCAACGUUCAUUUCUGUAAGAUUUGUUAGUCGUACAAGGACGUAAAAGGACGCUGUUCUCUGUCACCCUAUUGUGUUUUUUCUGCUUUUAUUACUGUGCACUUUGGUGUUUUAAUCUGUGCCUGUUUACGCAGGAAUUUUCUACAGUCUUUGUACUUAUCUGUUUGUGGAUUCAAUCAACAGUAUGUGGCCUUUUACCAAAACGACUGUUAAACUUGUUCUCUGUUUCUCUGGUUAAACUAAUGCUGAAUUUAUACAGUAAACAGUGGCACAGACCCCUUCUGCAAAGGCUACCAGCAAAAUUUGAAAAAAGGAAAAUUUCACAAUUUAGUCAUAGUAAUACAUCUAAUCUGAUAUAAUGAGCUUUAGCAACUUUUUCUCAGACUGUUAGAUUUAGAAUCGGAACAGCCUGACUGCCUUAAACAAGCCAUACCUAAGCCAUAUGUUUGUACAAGCUAAAAUGCACAAAAUUAAAUUACUUUACAACAACAGAAACUUAGUUUUUUAUACUUGAUUUCAGCACUUGAAGUUUAUCACACUUGAAGCUACUGAUCUUGGCUUUACUAAUAUGCUAAUGGUAACACUGGUCACUGUGACAUCACCCGAUGGUUGGUGAGCCCCCAUGAUGAAGCCUUGAGUGAAGAGUUUUCAUUGUUGUCCGUAACAAAGAAAUUUGGAGAUAAGAAAAGUCUAACUCGUUUUUAACUGUGAAAAUGACAUAAAUAUCUUAGAUAAUCCUCCUUUUUAAAAAUGCCCAGAAUUGUGAAAAUUUACUACCUUUUUCAUUAUUAAUUUUAAACUACUGCCUGAGCCCAUAGUGUUUAUUUAAGUCACAGAGUAAGCAGUUCUUGACAGAUGUAAAGUUGUUGUGUAGCCAGGCAGAUUGCCCCCUGCUGGUCAUUAAAAAUAAUGUAGAUGUGUAUGGUACAUGGGUGUUGGCUCCUCCUGUCAGAACCUGGGAGCUUUUCCUUCCCACUGUUGCCAACUGCUUGCCCAUAGGGAGUCUUUGUAUUGUUGUAGGUUUUAGGGUCUUUACAGUAGUAUAAAGCACCUUCAGGGAACGGUUGUUGUCAUUUGGCACUGUAUAAAUAAAGCUUAAUUAAAUGACUUAGCACUGUAUGUCAGCAGUGUAACAGUAAGACACCAAAAAAAAGAGAAAUGUGUUUGUUGCACGUUGCAGAUUUAUCCAUGUUCUUAGCUGUAACUUCUCAUGUAGACAAAUUGAGCUUUGGCAUCAGUCCAGAAUCGCUCUGUUUUCAAGGUUGAGAAACUGUUGGCUGUUGAUAUUUUCCUUUAAAACUAUUCAGCUUCUUGUACAUAUAAACCCUUAAGGGCUCAUUUGUGUGUCUUCUUUGCUUUAUGAUCUCAUUAACCACAUAAGACUUGAGAGAACAGCCUGUUACUUGGAACAUCAAAACUGCAAACAGCUUAUUUUCCGUCACACAAAGCAAACUAAAAGGAAAUAGAUGCACCAUGUACUCAUUCCCAAGUCAUAAAAUGUGCCACUUGUGUGCCAGUGUAAAUUUAACCUUAGUGCCAGAUUAUUUAACCACUGUUAAUAGACCAAUAUAUGUUUACUCUGCUUUAUUUCCUGAUGUUUGUGGAUUGUGCGCACAUGAACACACACCCAAAUCUGAUGCUGAAGCUGUUUCUGUUGGCAGUCUGUGCACGCCGCACACACUCGUGUCAGAUCUUGUGGAUUUUUUUCACCUGUCUUUUCUGUGAACUCACAACCAGCAGCAGCAGCACAUCGUGGCAAACAUGGUUUAUUGUCAGUUCAAAAUUACAAACAGUACAUCCCAUAAAUAAGAGAUCACAAAAUAAAUCAAACUUUACACACCUUUUGUUGUUUCUGUUCUGUGAGGCUUUUGUGCCGAGGCUGAAAUUAUCUACAGUUUUGAAUUGCUCAUAGAAUCUUCUUUAUAACAUUUAUCAGUAACUUUAACAGUAAAUUACACACAUUUAAUGAUCUUUGAUUGUGCAUGGACACAGCUACAUUCACCUCUCAAACGAUUUCUUACAUUCAAGUUCAACUCAAAUUGUGCCGUGUGGCUCUUGAGACGCGCUGUUCAUCUGCACUGGAACAAAAAACAAUUCAGAAAAAUCUCAUGUGUACGUAAUAACGGGUGAUCGUUGCAGACUUUCGUGUCAUUGGUCGAGUUGGAUAGCCCUGCUCAAGUUUAAAACCUCAAAAAAAAAAGCUGUACAAUUUAUGAUAAAUACAGCUCAAAAUAAAUAUAAAAUUCCCUUUCAUAAUACAUGGGUGAGGUUACAUAAAACAAAAAGUCACAUAUAGGGCCAAAACCACAGUCAACUACCAGGUCUGUAGAUGAAUUGUGUUUUUAGCCUUUGGGGGUUGUUGUUGUUGUAAAGCUGCACAUCGACUUUGUGAGGAAACUGUCAUGAGCAAAUUUGACAAUAAUAUUUACCCACUCCCUAAUAUUUUAGAAGUAAAAAUGGCAGUUACCUUUGGAAGAGAAUUUGUUCCUACAGCUGUUAGAUUUUUAUAUUCAUUUAUAUUGUUUAAUAUAACAAUUUUAAUUAUCUGUCUGAGCUACGGGACACCUGAGAGGAUGAAUUAAGUAUAUAUGCAUUGCUGGCUAGCCCACCAACUACCUGUGAACCUACAGCUCGUUCUUUUAGGCAAAAAGUGCCAAACAGCAGGUGAACAAAGUUAGCUGCUAGCCGGCUAAUGUGCAACUUUGGAAACAGCAACCACAGCUGCAUCAAGGUGACUCUUAGGUUGAGUGAUCGGCUAAAAUAUCACACGUAUAUCAUAGGAAAAUAUUCAUCACACUGACUCUUAAAAGUUUGUUUAUCACAUUUUCAAUAUAUCAACUUAAGAGUUUUUAAAUUACAACCCAGCUAAAUAGCACAGUUGAAAGCAACAAUUUACCCUUUUUUUCUCAGUAGUUUUCCAUUAUAUACAAGAUUCAUUUAUAACAUUAAAAGAACAUUAUGAGUUAAAAGAAUGGUUGUUCUGUUGGAUACACAAAGGCAUGUCUGCUAAGGAGUCACUGCCAUUAUUUACAAGAAAAAAACUCUUACAAUUCCUAUUUUAAAUAUUUCAAAACCCAAAUAAGAAAAAGAACACGUGUCUUUUCCUUUCUGUACAAAAUGUGCUUUUAACAACUGCCCCCGAACCUAAAGAAACCCCCUAAACAAACAAAAUUGGUACAAAUAGCUGCAGUGGUAGAAAAUGGCUGGUGUACUCCUCACAUUUCUUCAGUUGCUUUGGUAAUAACCGCCCUCGAAUCCCUCAUACCGCACUAUACAAAAUAGAAGAUAUCAAAAUAAAUCGUGGAGCCUUU
Molecule: messenger RNA, 6087 nt
Organism: Maylandia zebra (zebra mbuna)
Lineage: Eukaryota; Metazoa; Chordata; Actinopteri; Cichliformes; Cichlidae
Gene: esr2b
Product: estrogen receptor 2b
Biological process (GO): cellular response to estradiol stimulus; regulation of DNA-templated transcription; estrogen receptor signaling pathway
Cellular component (GO): nucleus
Molecular function (GO): nuclear estrogen receptor activity; zinc ion binding; steroid binding
Source: RefSeq, a predicted model, not a curated record